GGCGGCGGUGAGCGCGGGCGGUGCGCGCGCUGGGGCCUGCUCGCCAGGCGGGGCCGUGCGCGGCUUUCCUAGGAGAAGGGGAGUUGGGUUGGCCCUGGGCACAGCGCGGCUGCUGCCUGCUGGGAGGAGAAGGCCAAAACCACAUUGGGAGAGUGCACCUUUGGUCUUCCUGCUUCGCCCCGGUCCCAUCCCGGGUUCUCAGUCCUGUCUCUGGAAAUAUGUCCGAGGGAGUCGAUCUGAUUGAUAUCUACGCCGACGAAGAGUUCAAUCAGGACUCUGAGUUCAGUAAUGCUGACCAGAUGGACCUGUACGAUGACGUGCUAGCAGCCAGCUCACAGCCCACUGAAAGCCGCACCAGCAGCUCAGAGGCGCCUCCAGAGAUCCGCCAGGAGCCAUCCCCCAAGCCCAACAAUAAAUCUCCUGCCAUCCUGUAUACUUACAGCGGACUGCGCAACAAGAGGGCUGCCGUCUACGUGGGCAGCUUCUCGUGGUGGACGACUGACCAGCAGCUGAUCCAGACCAUCCGCUCAGUGGGUGUCUACGAUGUAGUGGAGCUGAAAUUUGCAGAGAACCGAGCCAAUGGCCAGUCCAAAGGGUAUGCAGAGGUGGUGGUCGCCUCUGAGAACUCAGUUCACAAGCUCCUGGAGCUGCUUCCCGGCAAAGUCCUCAAUGGGGAGAAGGUGGAGGUGAGACUGGCAACACGGCAGAACCUGUCACAGUUUGAGGCACAGGCUCGCAAACGUGUGCCGCCGAGGGCCCACUCCCGGGACUCUGUGGACUCGGUGGAUGGCCGCGCCACACCAACGGAGAAUGCCCUGCCACCCACGCGCGUGGAGAAACCCCCGUCUGUCCUGCCUUUCUUCAACCGCCCCCCAGCUGCCCUGCCCCUCAUGGGGCUGCCCCCGCCACCAAUGCCGCCCCCUCCACCCCUCUCCUCUGGCUUUGGCGUCCCCCCGCCUCCGCCUGGCAUCCACUAUCAGCAUCUCAUGCCCCCACCACCUCGAUUGCCCCCCCACUUGGCCGUGCCCCCUCCAGGGGCUGUCCCCCCUGCCUUGCACCUCAACCCUGCCUUCUUCCCCCCACCCAAUGCAGCCCUGGGUCCUCCACCAGAUACCUACAGCAAGGCCAUGGCCCCCUACAACCACAGCAGCCGAGAGCUUGGCCCACCACCUCCCCCCGUGAGCGAAGUGGAGUUUGAGGAGAUCAUGAACAGGAACCGGGCAAUUUCCAGCAGUGCCAUUUCUAAGGCAGUGUCUGGAGCCAGUGCAGGUGAUUACAGCGACGCCAUCGAGACCCUCCUCACGGCCAUCGCCGUUAUCAAGCAGUCCCGUGUUGCGAACGACGAGCGGUGCCGCGUCCUUCUCUCUUCCCUCAAAGACUGUCUGCAUGGGAUCGAAGCCAAGUCUUACAGCACAGGCGCCAGCAGCAGCUCCUCUAGGAAAAGACACCGGUCUCGGGAGCGCUCUCCCAGCCGGUCCCGUGAGAGCAGCCGGCGGCACCGGGACCUGCUCCACAGCGAGGAUCGGCACGAGGACUAUUUCCAGGAGCGGAACCGGGAGCACGAUCGACACCGGGACAGGGACAGAGAGCGGGACCGGCACCACUGAGACAGGAGUUUGGCAGUAAGUGGUUUUUAAUGGACUCGUAUCUCUUCACCUCAACCAGGACUACACAACUGAGGCCGCUCCACCCCGCCCCCUUCCCUGCCACCCCCAGCUCUCUCUGGGUGCCCAAGGAAAGCCAUGCUGUGCCCCGAUGGGACUCCCGCUGACACCUCGUGGCCUUGGGGCCUGAGCCCUUGCCCGCACACACUGCUACUUCUGCUUCCUGGGGAGAGGCUGGAAGCCGUGGAGCCAGGGAAUGCCGGGCUGCUGGGCCCAGCCACCACUCCACUCCAUGGAUACUCGGACCCAAAGAGAAAUGGUGCUUUUUUUCCAUGGAGGGAGGUUUGUGAGCCCUUUCCUCCCUAUUGCCCUGGGGUGGCUGGAAGGGGAUGGAUCCUGCUGUACGUGUGCAGCGCGGGGGCCUGGGGGCGCGCAGCUCCUGUCCUGAUGUCUGGGCUAGGCUCGCUGGAAGCAGUAUCGGGUCUUCUGCUGUGCGCCAUCUUCUCACAUUGCUAGGGUAAACUGCUGUCUUCAUUGCCCCAGCAGUCCCUGUGUGAGCCGCUCCAGCCCGUAGGAUGCCGUUCCAUGCUCGUGCUUUCCCUUCUCCAUAGGAGAGAGCAUGCAGCUGAUGCCCUCUGCCCCUCUGCUCCCUGUCGCCUUCCUCUUCACCCUCUCCAGUCUGCCUGGCUGCUCCGGGCAGCGUGCCUGGAGAAUCCCAUCCCAGAUGGGGGCUGGAGCUGGGCCGGGGGCUACCAUCUCCCUCUUUGCCCUUCCUCCUCCCCUGCCGGCUCGCAGGCGCUGGCUCACACAGCCGUGGCUCUGGCUCCUGGGUGCCCAGCAGAUGCCUCCCUGCAGUGCCUUCCUUGUUUUAGAGGAAGCAAUGGAGGCAGAGCCCUGACAAGCUGGUAGCGGGGCAGGCUAGAGCUGCCUGCCUGCCUUCCUGCCUGGCUGGCCUCAGGGGGCUGUGUCCCCCUCCUGGGUGGCGGUGGGUGCUGGCUGGUACCCGUGAUGGUUCCUUUCCCAGCUCUGUCCCUGCCUUCCCUGCUGCCCUUUGGUAACCAGGGGAAGGAGAGCUCCACCCCGAUGCAGUACAGCUGCUCUGUACAUGAUGACACCCUGGCUCUGCCUGAUGGUCGUGAGCUGGGCCAGAGGUGGCAGGGAGCCACGUUCCCCUUGACGGGGGCAUUUUGGGGCCUGACGGUGCUUGAGGGGUCUGUGCUGGGCAGAGGGCAGAGAAGCAGAGCUGCACUUCUGAGCUAGGGCAGGAGCCUCUGCAGCACUGCGGUGCUUGGGCCACAGAGUGGUGCAACCCCAGCAUGCAGUGCUUGCACCAGGGUCAGUUCUCACUGGCAGGGGCUGCACACCGGGCUCCAGGACUGAGGGCUUUGGAGGAGGGUCUAAGAGGGUGGGGGCGAGCCAAGGAUACAGGGUGACUUCCAGGGCAGGGCUGCUGGCUGUGUGGCAUCUCCCCUCUGAACUGUGGCUGGACGUGAAGAAACCUGGCUCUGGAGGUCUUUUUAGAGAGAAAUCACCAAAAAAAAAAAAAAAAAAAAGUACCAUGAGGUGCCAGCUAAGAGGGUGAGUGCCAGGGAGCACAUGGCAGAAGAGUUGUUUUUUACUUAAUUACACAAAUUUUUAGUUUCUUUCUGACUAGUGGGGAAAAGUGCAGAGCAAACCCUGAUUAACCACCCAGCGAGGUGCUGCCCCUCCUGCUCGCAGUGACUAGAUUUGUUUGUCUUUCUGAUAGGUUGGAAAUUGUGUAAUAAACUUGAUGACAUUGUCAAUCUUUUA
Messenger RNA from Dromaius novaehollandiae (emu), 3395 nucleotides. It is a transcript of the gene CPSF7, whose product is annotated as cleavage and polyadenylation specific factor 7. The transcript is spliced from 11 exons. Lineage: Eukaryota; Metazoa; Chordata; Aves; Casuariiformes; Dromaiidae. Gene Ontology annotation, biological process: mRNA alternative polyadenylation. The record is from RefSeq and is a predicted model, not a curated record. Bases 219 to 1607 code for a protein of 462 amino acids. Gene Ontology annotation, molecular function: mRNA binding. Gene Ontology annotation, cellular component: mRNA cleavage and polyadenylation specificity factor complex.